Messenger RNA from Protopolystoma xenopodis, 996 nucleotides. NCBI's taxonomy places the organism in Eukaryota, Metazoa, Platyhelminthes, Monogenea, Polystomatidea, Polystomatidae. The record is from the annotation of a GenBank genome assembly.
AUGAUUGAUUUUGCUCAUGCCACACCUCAUUGCAAGCCACGCUGUCGGGCUUCCUUGCGCGUUCGCACGGCUCGUGUGUUUGCCUGUUUGUCUCGUCACUUUUCUCCUACUGUCUGUCGCCUCGUGUCCUCGUGUCCUCGUGUCAUCGUGUCCCGACAGCAUGGCGCUGGCGAGCCGGCAGUUCUCUCCAUCUGCAGCACCAGCUGCCGAACCGACGCCUCCGCCAGCUCGGCUGACCAGCCGCCCGCCUGGCCGGCCAGUCCGGCUCGGCUGAGCGCGUGUGCGGCCGACUGCCGGCAGCCACGUCUCGGCUUGAUGCGAACCGAUCGAUACCGCCUGCGUCCGCUCGGCGCCAUCGCGUAUGCUGCGGCUGCGGCCGCCGCCGCCGCUGCGAAUGCCUCUGUCUCUGUCGCUGUCGCUGUGCUGGCUGGUGUCACGGCGAAACGGCUCACCGCGCCGCCGUCUGCGCCGUCUGCGCCGUCUCCUCAUUCUGCUCCGUCUCCUCCUCUUGCCCCUCCUCCUCCUCCUCCUCCUCCUCGGCGGUGCUGCCCUCAUGCUCGGCCUCGUCGACUCCUACUUCCAAGUGCCCUACGACCCCGGCAACUUCGUCUAUCCUCUUCACAUCGACCUCGUGCGAACGGUCAACCGCGGCCUGCAACAGCACAGCCGACCCGCCGACGUCGUCCGCUCGCCCGACGGCUGGCCGCUGUCGCCGCCGGACGCCAUCACCAAAAACGAUUUCCCACUUCUCCACGACAACCGACAUCGUUGCCGCGACCGGCGUCCGUUGGCGCUGGUGCUCAUCAAGUCGUCUCUCGGCAACCGACGCCAUCGCGAGGUGCUCCGAGCCACUUGGCUGCCCGAGGUAGACCGGUUGUCUGUUUGCUUUUAUGUACCGGCCCGUCUGUGUCGGGAAUGCGUGUUAGUCAGGCCGUUGCCAACCGAAAUGUGGCAUGCGUGUGCCGUUACGAUGGCGCAAUUGUGCAUAAGACGUGA